AUGUCUCAUAUGUCACAAUCAACCUCUUCCAAUAUUCCUCAAAAUACUCACGAAGUGUUCCUUAGCUUUAGGGGUGAGGACACACGCUACACCUUCACAAGCCAUCUUCAUGCUUGCUUAACAAGGUUUCAAAUCAAAACCUACAUAGACUACAAUCUUGUAAGAGGAGAUGAAAUAUCAAACGCACUUCUAAGGGCAAUUCAAGAAUCAAAGCUUUCCGUGGUUGUUUUAUCUGAAAACUAUGCCAAUUCAAAGUGGUGUUUGGAUGAACUUGUCAAAAUACUUGAAUGUAAAAAGAACAAUGGACAAGUUGUGGUGCCUAUAUUCUACGGUAUAGAUCCAUCUAAUGUGCGUAAUCAAACAGGAAGUUACGGAAUCGCGUUUGCUAAACAUGAGAAGCAGUUUAGGAGCAAUAUGAGUAAGGUGCAAAGGUGGAGAAGUUCUUUGGCUGAAGUUGCUAAUUUAGCUGGCUGGGAUUGCUCUGUCAAUAGCAUGGAAUCUGAACUUGUGGAAAGAAUUGCAAGGGAUGUAUUGGAGAAAUUGAAUCAUGUGUAUGUUGGUGACUUGGAUGAGGAAAUCAAUAAGUAUGAGCAAUUAUCGAACCUUCAAGCUAUGAAUCUCAUGCAGGGAAGUGGGUUCAAUAGUCAACUCUGGCAUGAUCUUCAAGCAACCAAUCAGCAUCUUGGACAGCUUAGAAUGAAGAAAAAUAUUAUUCUACUGAGAUUGCCACGUGCUGUGUAA
This is a messenger RNA of Lathyrus sativus (Indian pea), 741 nucleotides long. The record is from the annotation of a GenBank genome assembly. Lineage: Eukaryota; Viridiplantae; Streptophyta; Magnoliopsida; Fabales; Fabaceae.